Camelina sativa (false flax) is the source of this 449-nucleotide messenger RNA. RefSeq lists its product as uncharacterized. The record is from RefSeq and is a predicted model, not a curated record. Lineage: Eukaryota; Viridiplantae; Streptophyta; Magnoliopsida; Brassicales; Brassicaceae.
AGAAGAAGAUGCGUCGAUCGGCGAGCGCCUCCAUAGUUUCCGACCAACUCUCAGCGAGUUCUCCGUCACCGUCACCGUCACCGUCACCGUCACCGCCACGAAUUCAAUCCGCUGAAGAUUCCGAUGACGAUCAGCUUCUUCUGCCUAGGUACGAUCCAAACUCUCAUCCAGGGAAGAAGAAGAAGAACAAAUCGCGACUCAGAUCCGCCGAGAACGCUAUCCACUUCAUUCCGAUCGUACUCAUCCUCUGCGCCGUCAUACUCUGGCUGUUUUCUAAUCCAAUUUCGAUUCAUGAAACCUAACCCUAUAGUAUAGUCUCUCUUGUAAUUUACGUUUCCUUUUUUUUUUUGGGUUUGAUUACUCUGUUCAAGCUUUACUCUGUUCUUGUUUAGACAAUUACACAACAUUGUAUCAUUCUUUUACAUUAAAUCACAGAGUUUUAUCUAUUA